AUGAAAUUAAUUAUAUCUGUAUUAUUAUUUGUUUGUAUUACAAUUUGUGGUAGUUUUAUCAAUUUGGUAAACUCACAACAAGCACAUGUCUCAUGUCAAUAUUCACACACACUUCAGGAUGACGCUAUUCUAUUACCAGAUUCCAGUGGUUACUCUAUGAUCCAUGACUUUUUCGGAAAUACCAAAGUCAAUGGAUUCACAACAAUAGAGUCGAUCUAUGAUUACAAGAAUAGUGAUACCACCUGUGACAACAAGGUCGAUGGUAGUAGCUACUGGGUGCCAUCGUUGAAGAUCAACGAGUAUCAAUACCGUCCAACCAUGAUCAAAGUCUACUACCAAGGACACAACAACACGUUCUACCCGAACAACCCAAUGCCAAAGGGUUUGCAGCUGAUUGCCGGUAGUCCAAAGAAUACUAAAGAGGAUUGGAACAUCUGGUAUCUCUGCAAGGGUAGAGGCUUCUCGAGGACACCGUUCACCGAUUGCGAUAAGAACAACGAAACACAGAUCACCCAGUACAACUUCAACCUUAUUUUCCCGAAUUGCUGGGACGGUGUAAAUAUUCGUCCAAACUUCACCUACCGUAACGCCGCCUACGACUACUCGGGAGACAACGAAAAAGGUCGUUGUCCCGAGGCGUACCCAGUGAGAAUUCCUCAACUCAAUAUGCAACUCGCCUAUUUCAUUCGUGAGUCGAACUGGACCAACGCUCAACUCUCGUUGAAUCCAAUCAUCAACUCGGGUGGAUCGCGUACUUUCCCAUGGGCGAAUCUCUUCUCUGCGCACGCCGACUUUUUCAACGGUUGGCCAGAGCAAACCAUGAAAUUCAUGAUUGAGGAAUGUCUCAACAAAGGUGUCACCUGUGGAAACGAUCUCCCACGUAUUUACACAUUUAUCAAGAACAGCUAUGCAAUGAUCAACUGCAAGAAGUCGAGUCAAACGGUAGCUCAGAUCGAUUCAACCGGUCUGAACGUCCCCUACGUGAAGAUCGUCAUACCAGCCGAAGCGAAAACCGAAAUCUGGUCGGAAGUUGUACUCGAUCUCUGGGCUGCAAACAACGAUCCCAAUGCCAAACCAAACUUCUUCUUUGGUUACCUAGUGACCCCCGAGGAAUUCGCCAGCGACUCGCCAGUCUGUCCAAACAAGUCGAGCGACGUUCAACUCUACAUUGACGGCCAAUGGGGAUAUCAUUCAAUCAACGUCACUCAACUCGUUAUCAACACAAUGAAAAACAAUCAGAACGAAAUCCACUUGUGUUUCACUGCUGACGGUCCAUCGACUUACUCGAUGCAAACUGCCAACACUGAUCACCCACCAAGAUUACUCUUCAAGCACCCGGGUGCCGAAGUCAAUGAAAACGUUCAGGAAGCAAUUCUCUAUCGUCCACCAACCGAUCCACUCAUGACAUCGACCACCUCUGAUCCAUUGACCUCUACCACAGGUUUCAAUUCUUGCUCCACUCAUUUACCAUCGAUUUUAUUAUCAUUCAUUAUGAUUACAAUUACUUUUAUGUUUUUAUUGUAA
Messenger RNA from Heterostelium album PN500, 1524 nucleotides. RefSeq names its product DUF1996 domain-containing protein. The record is from RefSeq and is a predicted model, not a curated record. Bases 1 to 1524 code for a protein of 507 amino acids. NCBI's taxonomy places the organism in Eukaryota, Evosea, Eumycetozoa, Acytosteliales, Acytosteliaceae. The transcript has a single exon.